Trichobilharzia regenti is the source of this 1503-nucleotide messenger RNA. NCBI's taxonomy places the organism in Eukaryota, Metazoa, Platyhelminthes, Trematoda, Strigeidida, Schistosomatidae. The record is from the annotation of a GenBank genome assembly.
AUGCAAGUCGUCAGGCAUGAAAAGAAUGUUGUACUCCGAAGAGAUAAUUACUCUAGAAACAACUUCUAUCCCCAGCACUGUAAUGAGAACGUUAUAUUUAAUACAAAUUAUGCUAGUUCUCAUACUUGUGAAUUUGCCAUCAAAUCAUGCCAGCUUUCUUUGCAAAUUUUUUGGUAAAUACAUUUAAUAUCAGUAUUGUUACUAUCUGUAUAUUUAUGAAUAUGUGUUUAUACAUAGCGUGCUGAAAUAUGUUUCGGAUUUUCGUAAAGUCAUCUGAUAAAUGUCAGUAAUUAUUGUUCCGCAACUAGUGGAGCAGCAGCUUGAGCACCUUUUGGCUCAUUGAACUCUCAGCUGACGAAAUCUGACACGUAUACAGUUCUUCCAGCAAUUCAGACAGCUUAUCAUAUUCUGAUACUGUUCAACACUAAGAUGCACUUAUAUCCUUCUGGUUAUUCUAAGAAACUUCAAACAAAGUUAAGGUGUUCUCAUUUUCUGUCUUUAUAUCGUAAGAAUAUUUGGAAAGUGUUUAUUCAUACAGGAAUGAAAUAUUCGGUUCUUCACAGUGAUCACGUAGUUAGCCUGUCACACAAAUAAACGGAAUGUUGUGAUUAGUAUUAUGUGUCUGCUUCACUCGCAUCAUUGAUGCUUUCGUAUAUCCACGAAAUGUUGGAUAAUUUUCUCAUUCCCUUGUAUCAGUGAUGGUCUACUUUAAGGUAAAUGACAAUAAUAUGUUGGUGGAAAUUGGUUAUUUAUUUGCUAAGAUUCCUGAAAUAAACUCUUGCUCUCUUUUGAAGCCAAAACGAUAAAAUUUAGCAUUUCACGUUUCCCUGUCAUAUAAUGAUUCUUCUUUUAUUCCAUCACGUUCCCAGUGAAAAGUGAAGUUUCUGUAGCAGUGUUUAUUUUCACAAUAUAGGAUGGCUAGCCGAGUUCUCAACUCUUCCUGUUUACCAGAAUUAUUAGUGACUUAGCGAGAUAAACGAGUGCUUCAUCGGACAAGGAUUGAACCUCGGACCAUGUGCAUUGUCGGCGAGCGUCAUAACCGCUUUACCACCGACGCACAUUUUAUCAGGUGUCUGUGUUUGUCUUUAUUUUAUCGUAUACGUAUAUCGACAAUUCGUUAUGCCUGAGUAUUGUUCAAUACAAGCUUUUGUGAAUUUCGCAGACCUUCUUGGAUUAAAUAUAUGCGUAAGUACACACUCUAGUAUCGUAUUAGAUUACAUAUUAGUAGAAUUACAAAUCAUUGGCAGUGUAUCCUUUACAAGAGACUUUUGAAUUACACCUCUCUAAGCUGGCUAACUUAAUGUAGACGUUUUUGGUGCUAUUCAUAUCAGUGAUGCAGUAUAUGUAGAAUUCAAAACAAGAGUUUAUAGUUAUUUCCUAAAAUAGAUAUGAAGAGGCCAAAUUUACUCAGAAAUGGAUGAUUACAUACGGAACUAUUCCUUCCCAAAAUAUGUAAUCAAAUAUUUUUCUUUAACAGGACCAAUUAAAAAGACAUGCAGCUCA